UCAGGCGCGAUAGACGAACAGAACACAGAUACAAUUUGCCUGUAACCGCGCUGUUUUAGAUAAAGGACAUCCAGAGUGAGUUGUAUUUUUUAUUCCAUCAUCGCAAACAACCGGUUAUCAACUAGUGCCUUCAAUCAGAGUUCAUGAAGAAGUGACGACGCUUUUUACACUUUUACAUUUGGUGCCUGGACGGGACGAUUCAUUGAGUGUCUUUAUGUGACAGUUGAGCUAUUUGUCCGUUUACUUUAGAGAUGGCAGAUUUACCGCUGCCGCAACAGUUGGUUGAUAUAGACCCGGAUUUCGAGCCGCUCUCGAGGCCCCGGUCAUGCACCUGGCCUCUGCCUCGACCAGAGUUCAUCGAACCGGCUUGCUCAAACACAUCUUCACCGGCGCCUUCAGUCAAGCAGGAGCCUGUCGAAUACAUCAGUAACCUCAGUUUUUUAGAAGAGUCAGAGGACUACCCGGAGGAUCAGAAACCGCUCGUUUUGUGCAAUGAUUUUCAGUGCCAGGGGAACUGCAUACACCCGCAGCAGGAGCAACAACAUCCACAGCAGGUACAGCAUCAGCAGCAGCACCCGUGUCCUCAGCUGCCGCACCAGCAACAGGUGCCCCCGGUCUCAUCCCCCGUCGGUUCGAAUUCGGUGGCCGCCGCCGCAGCCGUGCAGAGGAAAAGCAGCUCGUCGCGUCGGAACGCCUGGGGCAAUAUGUCCUACGCGGACCUCAUCACCAAGGCGAUAGAGAGCUCACCCGAGAAGCGACUCACCUUGUCUCAGAUCUAUGACUGGAUGGUGAAGAGCGUGCCAUAUUUUAAGGAUAAAGGAGACAGUAAUAGCUCAGCAGGUUGGAAGAACUCCAUCCGCCACAACCUGUCCCUCCACAGUCGCUUUGUCCGUGUACAGAAUGAGGGGACGGGGAAGAGCUCCUGGUGGAUGCUGAACCCCGAGGGAGGUAAGAGCGGGAAGUCCCCCCGACGUAGAGCUGCCUCCAUGGACAACAACAGCAAGUUUACCAAGAGCAGAGGGCGGGCUGCCAAGAAGAAGGUGGCUCUCCAGGACGGGGUAGUUGGGGGUGCAGACAGUCCGGGAGGCUCCCAGUACUCCAAGUGGCUCGGCAGCCCCAACUCCCACAGCCACAGCAACGAUGACUUCGAGGCCUGGACUACCUUCCGGACGCGUGCCUCCUCCGACGCCUCCACCCUCUCUGGCCGUCGCUCUCCCUUCUUGGAACAGGACAUCGACCUAUCAGAGGCCGACGUCCAUAUGGGCUACCCUGGAGGGGUGGGGCCUAAGAUUACCUCCAUGGCCACCCUGCCCAGCCUAUCAGAAGUGGGCCUGGCCGGCUCCAUGGGGGGUCAUCAUCAUGGUCACCAUGGAACAGAGAAUGUCAUGGAGAGUCUCCUUGACAACCUCAACCUGCUGUCCCCCAAGAAUCAAGGCCAGCUGGUGGUAUGUGGCGGGCCUGGGUCCGGGCCCGACUCCUCCCGGUCCUCCCCCUCCUCCAUGCUUCAGAACAGCCCCUAUAGCUCGCCCUCCAUGAACCCCCAACCCCAACAGCAGGACUACAGGAAGUGCCUCUAUGGCCAGGCUGGGCCAGGCAUGAACAGCCCGCAUCUCUCCCCCAUCCCCAUGCAGACGCUGCCAGAGAGCAAGCCUCCAGGGUCCUUUGCACCCUUCCGGAGCCAUUACAACUGCCCUGCUGGGCUCCUUAAGGAGCUGCUGACCUCUGACGUAGCUGACCCCCGUGGUGGGGGUGGGGGUGGUGGGGAGGCCAUGCCCACCAUGGAGACAGUAGUGUCCCAGUCAGGGAAAGGGCGAGGAGGAGGAGGGCGGAUGCUGCCAAACUACAGCAGCCAGGGGCAGGUGGGACAGGUGGGGGGGCACGGAGGGGUGAAGAUGAUGAGACCCCCUCCUCAGCAACACCCACAACACCCUCAGUCUCACACUCAAAAUCCACACCCUCACCCUCACCUGCAGCCUUUCCACAGCCAGGGCCAGUGCCCUCCCCUAUCUCGGCCCUCCAUGAACGGCUGUGGCCUGAUUCCCCUGACCAGCCUCAACCACGCUGGAGGCCCAGCCCGUCUAGCCAGCCUCAGGACACACAUCCACCAGCUACAGCAGCGGCCCCACAGUGGUGGUGGUCACCCAGUCUCAGGCCAUCACAACCACAGUCCCCACCACAGCGGAGCUCCUCCACCCAGCUACGGCAGCAGUGCUAAUCGUUAUGGGAGGCCAGGUCCAGGUCCCAGCUCUGCUCAUCCCCAGUCCCACCAUCACCACCACCACCAUCAUCAGGAGAGGCUGCCUAGUGAUCUAGACGACAUGUCCAUCGAGAGGUUUGAGUGUGACAUGGAGUCUGUUCUUCAUGACACGCUGAUGGAUGGAGACUCGUUGGACUUCAACUUUGACCCCAUGGUGACCACCCAGGGGUUUAGUCAGGGGGUUGGGGUGAAGACCACCACACACAGCUGGGUGUCUGGCUAAGACACACACACACCUCUCCGACUCAGAGCAGACAGAUUUUUCACCGUUCUCCACUGGCCUUCAUUAAGAGAAUGGACAAGUCUAAAGAAACCAUUGCCCCUCUCCAGAGGACUAUCAUCAGCCCGUCCCAAUUCUCUCACUAUCCAUUGCAGAUAUGUAAAGGUGGAAGAAAUAAGGUGGAAGCUCCAUCACUAAACUGUGUUUACAUAUCUAGACCCUUUAGAUUUGUAAAGAUCAAGGGGUACGGAGGGACUUCGCUGGCUGAGACUGGGAGGGAAAGGCUGGUCUGAAGUUAGCCUUGUAAAUAUAGCAGCAACUCGACUCGGCACAACAUCACUCACUUCAACAACUCGGAAGAAGCUGGAGACUUAUUUUACAGACUCUUAAAGCAAUGUUUUUUUGUGAAAAAAUGUUUAGUAUGUUAUUUGAGUUUUUUGGAUCUCACAUUAUGUUUUUUGCGAGCGUGUAUUUAUUUUUUUUAUGUUCAAAAUCAGGGCUGGUUUUAGCACUUCAAAAACAACUGGAAUGAAGUGGGUUCUAUUUCGCAUUCAAGUGGGGUCUGUCCCACCCUUCAAGGUGCUUUUCAACAAGGUUGUCAAAAAGAGUUUGACAUAUUAUGUCUGAAUAAGAUAUUAUCGUUGUAAAUAUGUGACUAUACUUCAAACAUACAGUGCAUUCGGAAAGUAUUCAGACCACGCAACUUUUUCCACAUUUUGUUACGUUACAUCCUUAUUCUAAAAUGGAUUAAAUAGUU
Salvelinus namaycush (lake trout) is the source of this 3234-nucleotide messenger RNA. Its product is annotated as forkhead box protein O1-A-like. Gene Ontology annotation, cellular component: nucleus. Gene Ontology annotation, biological process: regulation of transcription by RNA polymerase II. NCBI's taxonomy places the organism in Eukaryota, Metazoa, Chordata, Actinopteri, Salmoniformes, Salmonidae. The transcript has 4 exons. Gene Ontology annotation, molecular function: RNA polymerase II cis-regulatory region sequence-specific DNA binding; DNA-binding transcription factor activity, RNA polymerase II-specific. The coding region runs from base 252 to 2480 and encodes 742 amino acids. The record is from RefSeq and is a predicted model, not a curated record.